Molecule: messenger RNA, 1146 nt
Organism: Periconia digitata
Lineage: Eukaryota; Fungi; Ascomycota; Dothideomycetes; Pleosporales; Periconiaceae
Source: the annotation of a GenBank genome assembly
ACUCUCUCCGAUUACAUAGCGUCUUAUCUGCGGUUCUUUCUCACUGCUUGGAUACCAUUCGCCAUGUCGAGUGCAACGAUAACCUCGAUUUCAUCCACUCCCACUCCUUCUGGGUCAUCAGACAGGUCAUCAGUCACACCCUCUGCAUCGCUAUCGUCAUCUUCAUCUCCAUCUUCUUCUUCGUCCUCAUCGAGUAGUGAACCACCAAAAACACAUAGCGUCAAAGUGGGAGCAGGAGGUUUCAAGUAUGAACCGCAAGAGCUGAAAGAUGUCAAGGUAGGGGACACUGUGGAUUUUGAGUUCUACCCGCCAGAUCACUCCGUGGCUAGGGCUGAGUUCGGAAGCCCCUGUGUGCCCUAUGAAUACACAGGAAAGGACAAGGUUGGCUUCUGGAGUGAGACCCAAUGGGUUAACACUGUGAACGAUCUCACACACUUCCAACUCAAAAUCAACUCGUCGGAACCCAUCUUCUUCUACUGCGCGGCGCCUCGAUCUUGUCUGGACCACGAGAUGGUGGGCGUGAUCAACCCCAACUCGACACAAACUCUGGAUGCGCAGAUCAAGGCGGUCAAGGAUUCUUCGUUCCAGGUCGCGCCUGGUGAAGAAAUCCCUAAGGAGGCAACCUCGACCCUCACAAAUACACACGGCGCCACCGGAACACCAGAUCCGGUCAACAUCAACAGCAAUUCCCACCACGGUCUCAGCGGAGGCGUCAUCGCCGGAAUCGUCGUGGGUGCAGUCGCCUUCUUGGUGCUUUGCGCGGCAUUGUUCUUCUACGUUGGUCGGGCGAAGAGUCUAAAGGAGAUGAUGAACAAAAGAGAGACGACAGCUAGUACACCGAUGCCCGGAGAUGGCCACAGCUCUUACGGAGGACCAUCGCCAUAUCCAGGAUCCCCAGGAUUUCCACCAGCCAGCAUAUACAGUGCCAACAUGCAACAAGCAGAGUACGGUGGGCAGUUACCUCCCUAUGGGCAGCAGAACGUAACGGAUCAACACAUGAGUGGUGUUUUCACUCCGAUGCAAUCGCCACGGAUGUCGGAAAUGAAAGAACACAACCACACAGUACCGGCGGAACUGGCAUCACCCCCCGCGCAGCAGCAGUCCUUCACGGCCGAACUGGAGGCGCCCAACCACGCACAGAAGUGA